AUGAAGUACACCUACACUUACACAUCCGUCGCAGCAGCGCUGGCUGCUGCUGUUAAUGCUCAAUCUGCUCCUGGCUUCCCAGUCCAAGUCGAAGAUAAUUUCCGAGUAUAUUUCGAAAGUCCUACCACCGAGGUCGAUCCGCCCGGCGAACUGUUGCCUCGAGAAGAUACGCUCGUUGAACCUACCGCCCUGGGACCCGCAGACUCUACACGAACUCGGACAUUCAUGCUGUUCCUCGUUGACCAAGACGUGACCACUAGCGACGGCUCAACAGUCCAGCUGCUUCACUACUUCCAGCCGAAUCUCUCGGGUGCAUCUGAAGUGCUAUUCAAUGAUGCGACCACGGAAAAUGCCACUACAGCGCCGAGCGUAGACUAUCUCCCGCCCACACCACCCGCGGGAGACGGCCCGCACAGUUACACAUUUCUCCUCUAUCCGCAGCCAGAGGAUUUUUCUAUUCCUGAUUCCUUUUCGUCUUUCUUCCCUCCGGAAGACACGAAUGCUAGGUUUCCAUUCGACAUGGCGGGAUUCGCCGAGGCCGCCAACCUAGGUGCACCGGCUGGUGCGAAUUGGUUCCAAGUCGAGAAUGGCGAAGCUUCACCAUCAAGUACUAGCACAGCUUCUGAUUCUGCAUCGAGUACUGCGUCGACGUCGGCGUCGACGUCAGCGUCUGAAUCUACCACCACUGCCGAUACAACCACGACUACAGAAUCAACAGGUGACUCUACGUCUUCGACUAGCACUACUUUCGAGACAGUCACGGCGACGGCUUCGACCAGCGACUCUGGGUCCGAAGUUACCAGUACAGCUACAGCCACUGCUGAGACAACAAGCACGACCAUUGAAGCAUCUUCUGGGGUUACAGUCAUACCUAGUACCAGUUCCGGUGCUGGUACUAGUGCUAGCGCAAGUGUUAGUGCUGCUGGCGAUUCUGGCGCCGGCAUCGUCGAGGCUGGCAACAGCAUGAGACAGCUGAUUGUUGGGCUCGUUUUGGGCAUUGCUGGCGCUCCGUUAUUCGGCCUGUAG
Rhinocladiella mackenziei CBS 650.93 is the source of this 1026-nucleotide messenger RNA. RefSeq lists its product as uncharacterized. The record is from RefSeq and is a predicted model, not a curated record. Gene Ontology annotation, molecular function: phospholipid binding; peptidase inhibitor activity. Gene Ontology annotation, biological process: regulation of proteolysis; regulation of Ras protein signal transduction. The transcript has 2 exons. Bases 1 to 1026 code for a protein of 341 amino acids. Lineage: Eukaryota; Fungi; Ascomycota; Eurotiomycetes; Chaetothyriales; Herpotrichiellaceae.